CGCAGCCGCAAAAACCCCUAGUAUCCUGUCAUUUCUUUCACAGGGGGAGAGAGGAGAGAAGCAACGAGUGGGAGAAGAUGAAGUACAACCCGCGCGUAAGCUCGUCUCGCCGGAAGAACCGGAAGGCUCACUUCACAGCUCCGUCGAGCGUGAGGCGCGUCCUGAUGAGCGCGCCGCUCUCCGCCGAUCUGCGACAGAAGUACAACGUCAGAUCCAUGCCGAUCCGGAAGGACGACGAGGUCCAGGUCGUUAGGGGGACGUACAAGGGUCGGGAGGGAAAGGUCGUGCAGGUCUACCGGCGCAAGUGGGUGAUCCACGUUGAGAGGAUCACACGGGAGAAGGUGAACGGGACGACGGUGAACGUGGGGGUGAACCCGUCGAAGGUGAUGAUAACAAAGCUGAGGCUGGACAAGGACAGGAAGUCUCUGUUGGAUCGGAAGGCGAAGGGUCGGGCCGCUGCCGACAAGGACAAGGGUACCAAGUUCACUACGGAGGAUAUUAUGCAGAACGUCGACUGAUCCACAACAACAAAAAACGUUUUCCCAGGUUUAUCUAUGUUUUUUCAGUGUUUACUCUUCUGGUUGCGAAGGAAUUUAGGAUUUGGUUUCGGACAUGAAAUGUUUGUUUUGUUUCUCAAGACAACGUGCGAGGAAUGUUUAUGAACCAAUUUUGCUUGCCCUUAAGUUAA
This is a messenger RNA of Tarenaya hassleriana, 688 nucleotides long. Its product is annotated as 60S ribosomal protein L26-1. The record is from RefSeq and is a predicted model, not a curated record. Gene Ontology annotation, cellular component: cytosolic large ribosomal subunit; ribosome. Gene Ontology annotation, biological process: cytoplasmic translation; ribosomal large subunit biogenesis. Gene Ontology annotation, molecular function: structural constituent of ribosome; RNA binding. The transcript has a single exon. NCBI's taxonomy places the organism in Eukaryota, Viridiplantae, Streptophyta, Magnoliopsida, Brassicales, Cleomaceae. Bases 78 to 518 code for a protein of 146 amino acids.